AUGCCGGAUGCGCCACCAGUCAAACCCAUUCGGCGCUUUGCUCCCAUUCCAAUUGAAACGACCUUCGACUCUUAUAGGGUGAACAACAAUAGCAUUCGUAGAAAGAAUCCCGUCGGCCCAACCGCUGAAUUGACACCGGACCCUUCGCCGACAUCCCCAUACGCACCGUCAUUUUUAGGAGACAAACGUGACCAAAGACAAUUGGAACAAUCGCAGAAGAAACCAAAGAGGAAGUUUGCCCCGCAGUUGAUUGAGACGACAAGAAGAUCCAAAAAGGCCGAUCAACCAGGGCCCGCAACUAAACCUAUAGAUAAGACGGAUAUUACUCCUGGCACGAAUCACAUCUAUGCUCCGAAAUCCAAGCGAAAAGCAGCACCUCGGCCUGCCGUUACCGGCGUGCCGCAUGCUACCGGUGAAGGUGACGGCUACUUAACCCCACGCCGACAACAGUCUAUGAAACCGCAUCCAAACACCCGAAGGGGCACGCGACAAUCAUACACUCCCGAACUUGACACAAUACUAUCAUCCGAGUCAGAUAAGUCUUCCGAGGAAAAUGACGAUGACGAGGAUGCACCAGUCCUCAAUAUCGGAGUCCCGGCUCUGUCUAAUGGCAUUCCCACGGAACAGGACGAUGAGAAUGAGGAUGAGGAUGAUGUCGUCGGUGGUGAUUCGUGGAGUAGCAGACACCAUGAGCUCCGCAAUAGGAGAGAGUCGUGCGACGAGGAGUUCUCGGGUUAUCUGUUAGCGGUAGCCGCUAGGGAAGCGCACAGGCAGCGUGAGCUCGAAGCGGCUAUGGCUGCAUUCCCCAACGGCGUGCGACCCGAGGGUGUGGAACAUUUCCUCGUCAGAGAUAAUUCCGAGGAUGAUGACCCUUUAGCUUUGGACGAAAGAUUGAGGCACGGAACAUCACGGCUUCUACGACGUAAGGAGUCGGAGCCGGGUUGGGCAAUUAAGGAAAUGAGAGCCCAUGCCGAAAAGCUAGCUCGAGCAAGGCAGGAGAGUAUGAGUAUUGACGAAUUGGACCAUAUUGAUAUAGCGCCACCUCCGGCAGACCCGUUAUGGACGACAUCCGCGUUCCGGACAUCUCUCGACGAAGAUAUGAGAGAUGCUCCGAGUCCAAUAAUCAGCGCGCCUUCGCCGGCCCUACUAGCCAGGAUAGACUCGCAACCUCGUGCACCCUCUCCUGCGCCCCCGCCGGAACCUGGUCUCCGUGCAAGUCCGUUUGGAAUUCCUUUUGCUUUCCGUAACAACGAACCCGAAGAUCCCCAGAUGCGGAAAAUGCGCAUGGCUGCCUCGCCACCCAUGCUCGGCAGUAAUCUACAAUUCCGCCUAUGCCCCAGCCCAAAACAGACACGUAUGGAGCCCAGCCAUCAGUACUGUACCCUUGAAAAGUCUGAACAGCGGCGAGAUCUUACAGGGGCCACGGGGUUAUGGCGUGGAUAUUGUUCUGCUAAGGCCAAUAACGUUGUAGAGACACACCCAGGACCUAAUCUCCUCAUGACGCCGCCGGAACCAAAUUCUCCACAGGACCCGUUCUCUGCUGCGUUCACCGCAUCCAUGAGUAUAGGCGGUGUCAUAAGCGGUGCGCAAUCGCCAGGAGCUACAUCCCCGACAAUCCUUGGCCAACAAAGGAGCUUUCAUAUACUCUCUGGACUAGACGAGCGACUGAAGAAGGAGAAGGCGCGCAAGGAAUUCGAGGAGCGAAUCGCGGCUGAAUUUGAUGAUGCUUUUGUUACGCAGGUUUACAAUUAUCUUAGUCUUGGAUAUCCCGCUACCGCGCGCGCCUUUGAUGGCGAACUGAGCAAGAUCAGCGGCAUUGACAUUGAGGAGCUGCGCAAGGAUGAUCACAUAAAAAUUGAUAAGGGUUUUAUGCUGCAAAUGGAGAUGGGCAUGCCCAAGGGCAAGUCAAUGACUGACCUAGACGGCGGUGAGGAGACAGUACUACGUACUCCUGAAGAAGAUGAGAGGAGGUCCCGCAGAAGACCGAAGCCGCCUCGGUGGAUUGCCUUAAAACUUUACAUAAAAGAGUGGGCGCGCCAACACCCCGUUCUUAAUGACUCUGGAACUGGUGAAAUGGCUUGGGGUGUUCGGGCUCGGAGAGGAAGCUGGGCCAUAUGA
Messenger RNA from Daldinia caldariorum, 2118 nucleotides. RefSeq lists its product as uncharacterized. The transcript has a single exon. NCBI's taxonomy places the organism in Eukaryota, Fungi, Ascomycota, Sordariomycetes, Xylariales, Hypoxylaceae. Bases 1 to 2118 code for a protein of 705 amino acids. The record is from RefSeq and is a predicted model, not a curated record.